This is a messenger RNA of Lates calcarifer (barramundi perch), 5287 nucleotides long. RefSeq lists its product as uncharacterized. The transcript has 21 exons. The record is from RefSeq and is a predicted model, not a curated record. The coding region runs from base 228 to 4721 and encodes 1497 amino acids. NCBI's taxonomy places the organism in Eukaryota, Metazoa, Chordata, Actinopteri, Centropomidae.
GUUUGUCUGUGUAAAGCUGUAAAACCUGAACUCUGAUCCUGUCGUCAAUAAAAAGCUUCCCUGCAGCUGGAAGAGAAACUAAAGUUUCCUCUGAGCGUCAGUAGAUUAUCAGGAGGAGGACAGUGAGCAGUGGCUGUGAACUGAAGUCCUGAAGGAGGUUUUGAAGCCUUAGUCAGUUCAGUAAGAAGCUGAUUGAAGGGGACUUUGUUGGAGUUUUUUCCAGGAAGAUGAAGAUGUUGGUGGUGUUUGUGAUCCUCCUGCACGUGUCCCAGCAUGCCUCAGCUGUGGAGGUGGUGGAGGGGGACCACUUUGUCCUGCUGCCCUGUGAGUUUCCCACCUUUGACCUGGACGAGCCCACAGUGGUGUGGAGCCGCUCCGACCUCAGUCCUUCAACCGUCCACCAGCGUCAGCUGGAAGGUGAUGAACUGACAGAGCAGAACCAGCGUUACAGCGGCCGAACGUCCAUGAAGACUGACGCUCUGGACACUGGAGACCUCAGCCUCAACCUGACAAACCUCCAGCUCUCUGACAGCGCCACCUACACCUGCUCCGUCAGAGACUUUAGAGGACUACGGAGACGGUCAGAGGUACAGCUGCAGGUCAAAGAACGAUUUCCAUCCUGGGCCAAAGGUCUCCUGGGUCUCCUGGUUGUGGUUCUUGUUGCUGUGGGUCUUUUGGUCCAUUUUCGACAGUGUUUCAUGUCAGUCUACAAGGUGGAGGUGGAUUCAGAGGUGGAGUCUGUCCAGCUGCCCUGCAGAACCAUAGUUCACCUGUUUAAAGACGUCAGAGUGGAGUGGAUGGACAGUUACAGGAAGGUCCAUGUGUAUGAGAACGGCUCUGACCGACCUGAAGAACAGAACCAGUUUUACAGAGACCGAACAGAGAUGAAGAGAAACCUGCUGAGACCUGGAGACCUCAGUCUGACCCUGAAACACCCCACAGACUGGGACACAGACACCUACACCUGCACCGUCUACAGCAGGGAGGGAAACAUCCUGAUGAAGAAGGGGGUGCUGCUUCAGGUCAAAGUCCAACAGGUGGAGGUGGAGGAGGGGGUGGAGUCUGUCCAGCUGCCCUGCAGAACCACAGGUGACCUGCCUCAAGACGUCAGAGUGGUGUGGUGGGAGAGAAGCAGUUACAGGAAGCUCUACCUGUAUAAGAACGGCUCUGAAUGGCCUCAGGAACUGCAUCGUCUUUACAGAGACCGAACAGAGGUGAAGAAAGACCUGCUGAGAACUGGAGACCUCAGUCUGAUCCUGAGAAAACCCACAGGUGAAGACAGAGGAAGAUACACCUGCAGAGUCUACGACAAGGAAGGAAAAUUAAUGAGAGAGAAAACAGUGCAGCUCAAAGUCAAAGUCCAACAGGUGGAGGUGGAUUCAGGGGUGGAGUCUGUCCAGCUGCCCUUCAAAACCACAGUUCACCUGGAUGGAAACAUCAGAGUGGAGUGGAUGGACAGAGACACGAAGGUCCAUGUGUAUAAGAACGGCUCUGACCGACCUGAAGAACAGGACCAGGUUUACAGAGACCGAACAGAGAUGAAGAAAGACCUGCUGAGACCUGGAGACCUCAGUCUGACCCUGAAACACCCCACAGACUGGGACACAAGAACCUACACCUGCACCGUCAGCAGGGAGGGAAACAUCCUGAUGAAGAAACAAGUGAAGCUACAGGUCAAAGUCCAACAGGUGGAGGUGGAUUCAGAGGUGGAGUCUGUCCAGCUGCCCUUCAAAACCACAGUUCACCUGGAUGGAAACAUCAGAGUGGAGUGGUGGAACAGUUACAACUUGAAGGUCCAUGUGUAUGAGAACGGCUCUGACCGACCUGAAGAACAGCACUGGUUUUACAUAGACCGAACAGAGAUGAAGAAAGACCUGCUGAGACCUGGAGACCUCAGUCUGACCCUGAAACACCCCACAGACAGUGACAGAAGAACCUACACCUGCACCGUCUACAGCAGGGAUGGACACAUCCUGAUGGAGAAACAAGUGAAGCUAAAGGUCAAAGUCCAACAGGUGGAGGUGGAGGAGGGGGUGGAGUCUGUCCAGCUGCCCUUCAGAACCACAGGUGACCUGCCUCAAGACGUCAGAGUGAAGUGGUUCAACAGAGACAAUGGCAGGACGGUCCAUGUGUAUGAGAACGGCUCUGACCGACCUGAAGAACAGAACCAGGUUUACAGAGACCGAACAGAGAUGAAGAAAGACCUGCUGAGACCUGGAGACCUCAGUCUGACCCUGAAAUACCCCACAGACUGGGACACAGACACCUACACCUGCACCGUCUACAGCAGGGAGGGAAACAUCCUGAUGAAGAAGGAGGUGCUGCUUCAGGUCAAAGUCCAACAGGUGGAGGUGGAGGAGGGGGUGGAGUCUGUCCAGCUGCCCUUCAGAACCACAGGUGACCUGGAUGAAGACGUCAGAGUGGAGUGGAUGGACAGUUACAGGAAGGUCCAUGUGUAUGAGAACGGCUCUGACCGACCUGAAGAACAGAACCAGUUUUACAGAGACCGAACAGAGAUGAAGAGAAACCUGCUGAGACCUGGAGACCUCAGUCUGACCCUGAAACACCCCACAGACUGGGACACAGACACCUACACCUGCACCGUCUACAGCAGGGAGGGAAACAUCCUGAUGAAGAAGGGGGUGCUGCUUCAGGUCAAAGUCCAACAGGUGGAGGUGGAGGAGGGGGUGGAGUCUGUCCAGCUGCCCUUCAGAACCACAGGUGACCUGCCUCAAGACGUCAGAGUGAAGUGGUUCAACAGAGACAAUGGCAGGACGGUCCAUGUGUAUGAGAACGGCUCUGACCGACCUGGAGAACAGAACCAGUUUUACAGAGACCGAACAGAGAUGAAGAGAAACCUGCUGAGACCUGGAGACCUCAGUCUGACCCUGAAACAUCCCACAGACUGGGACACACUAAGAUACACCUGCACCGUCUACAGCAGGGAGGGAAACAUCCUGAUGAAGAAGGAGGUGCUGCUUCAGGUCAAAGUCCAACAGGUGGAGGUGAAGGUGGAGGGGGGUGUGGAGUCUGUCCAGCUGCCGUGUCAAAGCAGAGUUCACCUUCCUGAGGACGUCACAGUCGUCUGGAAGUUCUGUCAGUCCAAGACCACAACGAUCCACGUGAAUCACAACGGCUGUGACCAGAGAGACCAACAACACGAGUUUUACAGAGACCGAACAGAGAUGAAUGAAGACCUGCUGAGAACUGGAGACUUCAGUCUGACCCUGAAACACCCCACAGACAGUGACACAGGAAGAUACACCUGCACCGUCUUAAUGGACAAACACUUUCCCAUGAAGAAAGAGGUGAAGCUCCGGGUCAAAGUCCAACAGGUGGAGGUGGAUUCAGAGGUGGAGUCUGUCCAGCUGCCCUUCAAAACCACAGUUCACCUGGAUGGAAACAUCAGAGUGGAGUGGUGGAACAGUUACAACUUGAAGGUCCAUGUGUAUGAGAACGGCUCUGACCGACCUGAAGAACAGCACUGGUUUUACAUAGACCGAACAGAGAUGAAGAAAGACCUGCUGAGACCUGGAGACCUCAGUCUGACCCUGAAACACCCCACAGACAAUGACAGAAGAACCUACACCUGCACCGUCUACAGCAGGGAGGGAAACAUCCUGAUGAAGAAACAAGUGAAGCUACAGGUCAAAGUCCAACAGGUGGAGGUGGAGGAGGGGGUGGAGUCUGUCCAGCUGCCCUUCAGAACCACAGGUGACCUGCCUCAAGACGUCAGAGUGAAGUGGUUCAACAGAGACAAUGGCAGGACGGUCCAUGUGUAUGAGAACGGCUCUGACCGACCUGAAGAACAGAACCAGGUUUACAGAGACCGAACAGAGAUGAAGAAAGACCUGCUGAGACCUGGAGACCUCAGUCUGACCCUGAAACACCCCACAGACAGAGACAGCAACACCUACACCUGCACCGUCUACAGCAGGGAGGGAAACAUCCUGAUGAAGAAGGAGGUGCUGCUUCAGGUCAAAGUCCAACAGGUGGAGGUGGAGGAGGGGGUGGAGUCUGUCCAGCUGCCCUUCAAAACCACAGGUGACCUGGAUGAAGACGUCAGAGUGAUGUGGUUGAACAGUAACAGGAAGGUCCAUGUGUAUGAGAACGGCUCUGACCGACCUGAAGAACAGGACCAGGUUUACAGAGGCCGAACAGAGAUGAAGAAAGAUCUGCUGAGAACUGGAGACCUCAGUCUGACCCUGAAAUACCCCACAGACUGGGACACAAGAACCUACACCUGCACCGUCUACAGCAGGAGGAGAAACAUCCUGAUGAAGAAACAAGUGGAGCUACAGGUCAAAGUCCAACAGGUGGAGGUGGAGGAGGGGGUGGAGUCUGUCCAGCUGCCCUUCAAAACCACAGGUGACCUGGAUGAAGACGUCAGAGUGGUGUGGUUGAACAGUUACAGGAAGGUCCAUGUGUAUGAGAACGGCUCUGACCGACCUGGAGAACAGAACCAGGUUUACAGAGACCGAACAGAGAUGAAGAAAGACCUGCUGAGAACUGGAGACCUCAGUCUGACCCUGAAACACCCCAAAGUCACAGACACAGGAAGAUACAGAUGUGUGGUCUACAGGGGGAUUUGGUACAUGAGAGUGAAAACAGUGCAGCUCAAAGUGAAAAAGAGAACUCAGGUCAAAGAUGAAACAGUCGACAUCAGGAACAGAAGCAGCUCCACUGAUCCAACUCCUCUGAUGGCUGAUCAAUCAGUUUGAUCGGUCUUUGAUCAGUCUGUGACGAUGGAUGAAGACAGGAGGACGCUUUGUCAAUGUCUUUUCUUCACUCUGAGUCCCACUGACUCUCACACAGUCACUAUUGAUCAGUAUUGAUCAGUACUGAUCAGUGAUGUCACAUUGGAGACGUGUUAACAGAGAACUGCAAACAUCACUCUGACUCUGUUUCCUCCCUCAACAACAUCAGUUCUCUCUCUCUCUCUCUCUCUCUCUCUCUCUCUCUCCAUCGUUCUUUCUUGUAGGUUUUUCAUCUCUCUCUCCUCUUCAGGUAUUUCUGCCUCUGGAGCUGUAGAGUCUGAUCUGUGAUGACGUGUCUCCUGCUGCUCCUACGAUCCUGCUCAGCACCUGAACAUGUACCUCUUACCAUCUUAGCUCUGGUUCUGCUCCAGGUUUCUGCCUCUUAGAGGAAGUUUUUUCUCUCCACUGUCGACCAGUGCUGCUCAUGGUGGAACUGUUGGUUCUCUCUGUAAAUAACAGACAGAGUUCAGUCUAGACCUGCUCUGUAUGAACACUGUUCUGAGAUUACUUCAAUAAAAACUGACUUAAAA